This is a messenger RNA of Marchantia polymorpha subsp. ruderalis, 4802 nucleotides long. The record is from the annotation of a GenBank genome assembly. NCBI's taxonomy places the organism in Eukaryota, Viridiplantae, Streptophyta, Marchantiopsida, Marchantiales, Marchantiaceae.
GACGCUCCUCUGCUUCUGCUUCAGCAGCUGCCGCUGUCAGUCCUCGCUCGCGAGCGAGGGCCAUAUCUGCGUUCCCUCGGAGAAGCGUGGUCGUAGUCGGUCCGAGCCCAUCCCAUCGGCGAUCGGGCGAGGAUCCGCUGCCCCCUGGAGACACAAAUGUGACCCUCCGGCCACUCCUCGAGAGCCGGACCCGACCUCGUUAUGGGCUCUGCCUUCGAUGCGGAUAGAAAUAGAGCGCGGCGCACGAGAAGCGGAACGCUGGCUCUGCCGAAUUUUGCGACGUGCAUCGGCGCUCGUCGGCCGAGUGCAUUCGCCUAACGGAUUGCGCUCGCUCGCGGCUGCUUCUCGUACGACGACGACGACGACACCGAUCGGGCGAGUGACAGAGCCGGACAUGACCGGGCACAGAUCGUCACCACCGACUUCGAUCACGAAGCUCGGAAUAAUGAUGGGCGGAGGACUGGACUAGCACUGAGCCCGUGCGGGUCGUAGUAGACUCGGGUCGACGACAUUCGGAAGCAGGCGAGCAGUAGGCCGUAUAGACCAGAAGACUCGGCGGGGAAAUGCCGCCGCUACACAAAGAGCUGAUGAAUGAGGACCUCGAGGAGAAUCCCGUAAUGUACCUGGAUGGCGGGAUGGAAACCACCCUGGAUUUGCAGGGCAAGCCCACCGAUAGGACUCGUUCCGGCCGAUGGAAGGCCUGCUCUUUUCUUUUCGCCUACGAAGCGCUGGAGCGAAUGGCGUGGCUCAUGUUGGCCAGCAAUCUCGUGAAUUACCUGCAGGAGUCCAUGAGAGACAGCCAGAAGGUCGCGACGCGCAGCGUCACGAACUGGGUCGGCGUCUCGCACGUCACGUCGCUCUUCGGCGGGUACCUGGCGGACGCGUACCUGGGGCGCUUCUGGACGAUCUGCGUCUUCUCGGGCGUCUACCUCGUGGGGCUGCUGAUGAUGACGAUGUCCGUGUCGAUCCCCGCUCUGAAGCCCGAGACGUGCGUCGACUCGUCGUGCGCCGACCCGACGUCGGCGCAGGUGGGCGUGUUCUACUCGGCGCUGUACGUGGUGGCCUUGGGGACGGGUGGAGUGUGGCCUUGCAUUUCGGCCUUCGGCGCGGACCAGUUCGAGGACCGCGAGGCGAGCGAGAAGAGCAUGCGCAACUCCUACUUCAACUGGUUCUUCCUGACCGGCGCCGUGGGCUCCCUGACGUCGCACACGGUGCUGGUGUACGCGCAGAACAACGUGAACGACCAGUGGCGCUUCGGCGUGCCCACCAUCAGCCUCUCGUCGGCGCUCUGCGUCUUCCUCUUCGGCGUCUCGCUCUACCGCUUCAAGCAGCCCAAGGGCAACCCGCUCGUCAAGCUGGCGCAGGUCAUCGUCGCGGCCUUCCGCAAGCGCCGCGUCCUCCUUCCGCUCGACGACUCCCGCCUUUACGAGGAGCGCGACCUCAGCAAGCACAAGCUCGCCUGGUCCGACGCCGUCGCCCCGUCGCCUCCUCCUCCUUCCUCCAGCCGUAAACUCUGCCACACCAGCAGCUUCCGAUGUCUGGACAAGGCGGCGGUGAUCGACACCAUUCGGAUCGUGGACGGGACGGCGAGGAUUCCGCUGAGCAGGUGGAGGCUGUGCCCGGUGACGCAGGUGGAGGAGCUGAAGAUGGUACUGCGCAUGGCGCCGGUGUGGAUGGGGACGCUUAUGUUCAACGUGGUGAAGGCGCAGGUGCCGACGCUGUUCGUGCAGCAGGGGCAGGCCAUGGACCGGCGCGUGCCGGGCUCGGACCUCUGGGUGCCGGCCGUGUCGAUGCAGAGCGCCGUGGCGCUGACCGUGCUCUUCAGCAUCCCGAUCUACGACCUGGUGCUGGUGCCGCUGGCCAAGCGCUACUCGGGCAACGAGCGCGGGCUGUCGCUGCUGCAGCGCAUGGGCUGCGGCAUGCUGCUCUCCGUCGCGGCCAUGGUGGCAGCGGCGCUGGUCGAGACGCGGAGGCUGGAGGCGGCGGCGCGGCGCGGCGCGCGCCCGCUGUCGAUCUUCUGGCUGCUGCCGCAGUUCGUCCUCGAGGGCCUGGGCGAGGUGUUCACGUCCGUCGGGCAGCUCGAGUUCUUCUACGACCAGGCGCCCGACGGCAUGCGCACCUUGGGCGCGGCGCUCUUCGUGUCCAACUUCGGCGCGGCCGUCUUCUUCGACUCGCUGCUCACGACUCUCGUCGACCACAUCACCGGCGACAGCCGGUGGAUCCACUCCGGCGACCUGAACGGCGGCCAUCUGAAUUACUACUACUGGCUGCUGGCCGCCAUGGCUUCCGUGAAUCUGGUUCUGUACAUGCUGUCCGCCAUCUGCUAUCGGUACAAGAAGGUCGACACGAGCUGCCCGUCCAUGGACUCGCGCUCCUUCGAGUGGAAUGCGUCGGAGCUCGGUCUCAUGCAGAAGCCGACGCUGUUCAAUCACAUUCAGGCCUUGAAGGUGGCCGAUCUGCAGUCGCCUGGCAAGUCCCCAUUGAAGGUCCUCGCCUCGUGACACCCCUGCAGCCAGCUCAGAUCACUCCGUCUGCAGUAUAUGUAUAUACUUCACCACCACCAUCAUCAUCGUCGUCGUCGUCUUCGUGUCCCCGAGUAUUCGAUGACUCGCAACAGAGUCAACCAGGUACAGUUUGGAAUCAGCGCUUUCAUCGCUCGACGUGAUCGAUCCAUCUCCGCCUGCAUCACCCGCGGCGGUCGAGAGAUUCACUGACCUGUCGUAGGCCAGAAUUCAUUUUUUAGAUGCACAGUCCGUUAUUCCGUUAGUCCGUCAGAUCGUAGUGAGACAUAGGGUGACCAUUUUUUGAAGUGCAUUCAUAGUACAUAAACAUCACAAUUUCCGGCCCCGUUGCACGGGCCGGUGACAUGAGAUUAUACAAUUAUCCAACAUUUGCUGCUCCGAAAAUUCUUCGAAAACAUUCACUCUGAUCCAGUAGGAGCGCCGCGGCUACCUACACCAUAAUUCGCUAAUAAAAGCCCGAUGAAUAAGAAGCUGAACUUCAUUCCAGUUCACCAACUGUCUCGUUCUCUUCUCGUACCCAACACUUUCUCGAGGUCCCAAUUGGGGAGUUUCUCGUAGCCGGUCACCGGCGACGACGUAAAUAUUGUAUAUUUCUUGUAUAUUCGUUUCCUUACAGGCUCCUCGUCGCUGGAUCUGAUUGUUACACAAACUUCCCCCGAUUCCGGAGUGAGUCUGAGAAUCGAUGCGCUGUCGAACAGAUCGAUCAUCUGAACAGCGUAAGAUUUUUCUGCCACGGCGGCGGAUGAGCUGACGGCGUGUGAUUUUAAAGGCUUCCAUUGUCUUCGACUCGCCAGCAGCAGCAGCUGCACAAACCGAUCUCGUGCAGAGGGUCACUAGGACCUAUCUGCUCGCCACUGAUUCAGUCUUCGGCCCCAUUCUGCUUUCGGAUCAGUACGUGCGCCUGUCGGUUUCCUGCGGAACCGGUUCUCUCGUCUUACAGGGCCAACAGAUUCACAUGCAGGCAGGCGAAGACGGCGAUUCCGGAUGAGCUUCGUGCUGGAUGCCGAACGAGGUUCGAGGUAGAUUCUGUUGCACAGUCUUCUUCUCGUCCUGUAGGAACCAGAUUUUUUCCUAAGACCUCGGCGAACCAGGUGAAGGAGAGACCUGAAGAAGGAGCUGACGGAGCGGAGUCCUAUCCGGUGAUUUGCAGCUUGCUUCCGACGUGAUUAUCGUACGCUGUUCACCGGAGCGAAUGCAUGCAUGAUUGGACCGCCAGGGUCCCGUCGAUGAAAGAUUGAUUGAUUGUCAUGUGACUUCAAAUGUUCAUGCAUGAGUAUGAACAUGAGCGUAGAGCGUUAUCCACCGACUACUGAAUGGGAUACGUCUCUCACUCCAGCACCUCUGACGGUGUUCAGAGCGAAGACAAUGGAACUGGACCAAUUCCAGUGGCGGAAUCUGCAAGUUUGUGCAAAAUCUCAAGCCUAGAGAGGUUGAAGCAGGCUGGACGAGUUCGACCUGAUCCAACAUGGUCUGACAGAGGAAGUGGCUGCUAACAAUAUCAAACAGGUGGGAGGGAGCACUGGCCUCCAACGUAAGGGAUUUAGUUCACCAGAGUGAUCUCGUCUUGAUUAAGCGCAGCUGACGGUAGUCGAGGGUUAAGCAAGGACCAGUUCAUUGAGCUCCGAAAGUGGAUGUUUGACCUGGAUGAAGUCUAGAUUGUGCAGGAGUUUACUAUGACGACAAUACGAUCUGAUCUGAGGUCUGACCUUUAGAUCCAAGGACAGUCCGGAUGAAAUAUUCCUAGCAACAAAAGUCGCUGACUGAAGUGUUGUUCGACAGAAUGAUUGCUCAAUGCUUCUGAACCGCAAUCAUUGAGGGAAAGUGGUGGAAUCGUUUGGUCUGUCCAGUUCUUUCGGCAGAUGGACGUCAAGACUUUCGUGAGUUCAGAGAGGAUGCCCCUUCUUCUCGGUGGUGCUUGUGCCCAGGAGGCAUCUUUCACCAGGAAACACGAUUCUCAGAGAUGAUUGGCAGCCAUUGAUAGAGUGUAGACACCAAAAGCACCUGGCGUGUUUUUUGAUGCCACCGAGAUCAGGUCUCGCAUCGGAUUCCAUCCUCCGUUAAAACGAGGAUCAAGUGCAUGUAAAGAGGAGGAACAAAAAGCCACGUGAAAAUGGAAGGGCCACCUCCUUUCCUUGACAGCGAGGAAAACAUUAAACUUGGCGGACCGAAGUGCAUGCCUCGGCUUACAUCGUCAAAUAAGUGUACAAAUUUCCUCGUGGGAAUCAAAACUUGGAGCAUCCAAAACAUUUCAAAUCGAUCGAAAACAGCUCCAUUUACACU